Capsicum annuum is the source of this 3476-nucleotide messenger RNA. Its product is annotated as putative pentatricopeptide repeat-containing protein At1g68930. The record is from RefSeq and is a predicted model, not a curated record. Gene Ontology annotation, biological process: RNA modification. The coding region runs from base 16 to 2301 and encodes 761 amino acids. Gene Ontology annotation, molecular function: RNA binding; protein binding; zinc ion binding. The transcript is spliced from 2 exons. Lineage: Eukaryota; Viridiplantae; Streptophyta; Magnoliopsida; Solanales; Solanaceae.
AUUACUUCCUAACAAAUGCGGUUUCAUAUUUGGAAACUCGAACCCGCCAAAUUCCCCCCUUUGAACACUAUGUCUCAUAUUUCAAACCACUACUGUUCUCUACUCAAACUUUGGUGCGAAUCCCAAAACCAUAACAAAAUCAAGAAGCUCCAUUGCUUCAUUAUCAAGACUAUAACAAAUCCAGAAACAUUCUUGCUAAACAAUCUCAUAAAUUCAUAUAGUAAAAUCAACAACACAAGUUAUGCACACAACCUGUUUGAUCAAAUGCCUCAAAGAAACCAAUUUUCAUGGAACACAAUUCUUUCGGUUUAUUCGAAGUCCGGGAACCUUGCUAGAAUGCUCGAGGUGUUUAAUCGGAUGCCAAACCGAGAUGGGGUGUCUUGGAAUUUGAUUAUUUCGGGGUAUGCAUCGCGGGGUUUGGGUAUGGAUGGUUUAAAGGCGUAUAAGUUGAUGUUAGAAGAUAGGGGGAUGAGUUUGAAUAGGAUAACUUUUUCGACGAUGCUUAUAUUGUGUUCGGAUAAUGGUUGGAUUCGAAUGAGUAGGCAAAUUCAUGGACAGGUAGUGAAAUGGGGAUUUGAGUCUUAUAUUUUCGUUGGUAGUCCGUUGGUUGAUAUGUAUGCGAAAGCGGGGUUUGCUUAUGAGGCUGAAAAAGUUUUUAAUGAGUUGCCUGAGAGGAAUGUGGUCAUGUAUAAUACGAUGAUUAUGGGGUUUUUGAGGUCUGGGAUGGUGAGAGAGUCGAGAAGUUUGUUUCAAGAUAUGCCUGAGAAGGAUUCCAUUUCUUGGACAACGAUGAUAACGGGGUUAACACAGAAUGGUCUUGAUAGAGAAGCGCUUGUGUUGUUUAGGAAAAUGAGGUUAGAGGGGCUGGCUAUUGACCAGUUCACGUUCGGGAGCAUUUUGACUGCUUGUGGAGGACUCCAGGCUAUCGAAGAAGGGAAGCAGAUUCAUGGUUAUAUAGUAAGAACCUAUCACAGUGAGAAUGUGUUUGUAGGUAGUGCGCUUGUUGACAUGUAUUCAAAGUGUAGAAACAUCAAGUAUGCCGAGACCACUUUUAGUAGAAUGCCAAACAAAAAUAUUGUAUCUUGGACUGCCAUGGUUGUUGGAUAUGGACAGAAUGGUUUUAGUGAAGAAGCCGUGAAGGCUUUCUGCGACAUGCAAAGGAAUGGGGUUGAGCCUGACGAUUUUACUUUAGGAAGCGUGAUAAGCUCAUGUGCGAAUUUGGCGAGCUUGGAAGAAGGAGCCCAGUUUCAUGGUCGAGCAUUAGUGUCAGGCUUGCUAUCUUUCAUUACUGUUUCUAAUGCAUUAGUGACCCUAUAUGGUAAGUGUGGUAACAUAGAAGAAUCUCACAGGCUUUUCGAUGAGAUGUCUGUUAAGGACAAGGUCUCUUGGACAGCAUUAGUGUCAGGAUAUGCUCAAUUUGGAAAAGCAAAUGAAACAAUUGAUUUAUUUGAGAAAAUGCUGGAACAUAGUCUUCAACCAGAUGGAGUAACUUUUGUUGGGGUUCUAUCAGCUUGCAGUAGGGCUGGACUUGUGGAAAAAGGCAAAAUUUAUUUUGAAUCGAUGGUGAAAGAACAUGGAGUUACGCCUAUUCUUGAUCAUUAUACCUGCAUGAUUGAUCUAUUUAGCCGAUCUGGGCGUUUAGUAGAAGCCAAAGAUUUUAUACAGAAAAUGCCUUGCACCCCAGAUGCAAUAGGUUGGGCCACACUUUUGAGCUCAUGUAGAACCCAUGGCAACAUGGAAAUUGGCAAAUGGGCAGCAGAGUCCCUUUUGGAACUUGAUCCAGAAAAUCCAGCCAGCUAUGUCUUGCUCACAAGCAUGUAUUCUGUGAAAGGAGAUUGGGCUGAAGUGGCUCGAUUACGAAGGGCCAUGAGAGAUAGAGGUGUGAGGAAGGAGCCAGGAUGUAGUUGGAUCAAAUAUAAAAACAGAGUGCACAUCUUCUCUGCUGAUGACAAGUCAAGUCCAUUUUCCGAUCAAAUAUAUGCAGAACUGGAGAAAUUGAAUGCUAAAAUGAUAGACGAGGGUUAUGUACCGGACGUAACUCAUGUCAUGCACAAAGUUGAAGAGUCCGACAAAAUAAAAUUGCUUAACCACCACAGCGAGAGGCUCGCUAUUGCCUUUGGCUUGAUCUUUAUCCCCCCUGGACUCCCCAUAAGAGUGGUAAAAAACCUAAGGGUAUGUGGUGAUUGCCAUAGUGCAACUAAAAUCAUUUCUAAGAUCACCCAAAGAGAAAUACUUGUAAGAGAUGCCAUUAGAUUUCAUUUAUUUAAGGAUGGAAAAUGUUCUUGUGGAGAUUUCUGGUGAUAGUUUGCCCGCAAUUUUGGAUCAGUUACGAGGACUGUUACAUGUAUCAUAUGAAUCAAGAAUAAUCACACUAGUUCUCUUGAAAGGAUACAUUUGCUUCCCAUAAGAGGACUUGGAUAUGUGUGUUUGUGAUAUAUCUAAUGUUUCGGGAGCCAUUCUAACAGGCACUACAUAUCGGAGCUCAUCAAUUUCCAUAAGUAGCAUGCAAGCCUAAAACAGGGAGUAUCUGAUUUAGGAGGCUACAGAUCCUCUUAAAAAUGUGUGAAUUGCAGAAAAGAUUUGAUGCUUUACCCUGGGCGACGAAUGCAUACAAACACUGCUGGUUUAUCACGCCAAAGCUUUGAAGCCUUCAUCGGAGCAGUCUUUGUUUUCACCAGACGCUCCAUUCCAAUCUUGUAUUCUGGUGCUAGUAUCUGAACUGAGAUAUUCUCUAUGGAAGAAUAAGGAGCAACAUUCUCUACUACUGGAGUUGGCUGCACACAGCCACAUGCUCUAGGCUCAUCUGGCUUAAAAGCUACAAUCCCCUUAAAAACAUGUCCAUCUUUAAUCGCGAGAUCAGCCAUUGAUUGUUCAAGGGAUAUAUCUGUAUUGGUUCUUGUAAGGGAUUUCAUCAUACUCUGCUUCCGGGAGGUGACAGGAGAAAUAUCCUUCCUGUAAUAAAGACUCUCACUACUCGAGGAAGUUCUUCUCCUCACUUGGCGGUUAUAGGCUUCUGAAAAAGAAUCUCCCCCAAAAGCUGCAGUUCUGUCUGUAAAACGGGCAACAUGGCCCCUUUUCAUUCCGAACUUUGAAGUAAGAUCUACUGUACUUAGGUUAAGAAGUUCGGUAAGGGAAUUCCCGGACUCCUCAAGCUUAUCUGCGUAUUGCAUCAGAGCAUGAUCAUGCAGGUAUGAUCUAAUUUCCAAUGCAUCCUUGAGUAGGAAAGAAAUAAUCAUCAGAAGAACAGCUUACUUUGUUUCAUGAAUUCUUCGAAUAUGCAGAACAACAAGCUUAACAAGUUCCUAGUCAAACUUUGUUUUGGCAAUAAUCAUUCAAAUGGGGACUGAGACAUUUAUUGGGGGUCGAUUUAUUAGAUGGUCGCUCAAUUAAUAGUUAUUAUAAAGUCUUUGAGGUAACAACUAUUAGUUUUGUGACCAGCUGAGAAAUCAACUCGGCAUUUACUACUUCUAGCAAAA